Molecule: messenger RNA, 1026 nt
Organism: Exophiala aquamarina CBS 119918
Lineage: Eukaryota; Fungi; Ascomycota; Eurotiomycetes; Chaetothyriales; Herpotrichiellaceae
Exons: 7
Source: RefSeq, a predicted model, not a curated record
GCUUGUGAGGAUGUCCGUAUCCAUCAUCCUUCUGGAACAGCCUUACUUGCAUGUGGUUACCCGGAGACGAGGAGUGUCUUCUACCCACCCCUCAAUCGCCACGACAACACCGGCGCGAAGAGCUACAGGGAAUACUUUUUGAAGUAUGAUAUCAAGACGAACGUCACAACUCCACUCAAAAUCGAAGGACUCGAGCCUUCGCACGACCUGAUUCUUCAUGGUAUCGACAUCUUGGCCCCCAAGGAGGAUACCUCCAAGAUUUACAUGUUUGCAGUCAACCACCCCCGCAGUGGGAGCGAGAUCAUCCUCUUCUCUCACACCAUAGGCUCCGACGUCCUCGAAUUUGUCCGCACUUUCAAACAUCCAAGUAUCAAGACUCCCAACGCGGUGGCUGCAACAAGCCUCGAAUCGUUUUUCAUCACCAAUGAUCACCACUUCUGGGGCGGCUUCCUCGGUGGCUGGCUGCGGAGGUUCGAGGAUAAGUUCGGACCUUGGAAAUGGGGUGCGAGUAUCGUCUACUGUUCUGCAUCCGGAUCUGAAGUGGACUGCAAGACCGUCUCACCCACCCACGCACAUCCGUCUGCGAAUGGUGCUCUUCUCGUCGACGACGGAAAGAUGUUGGCAGUCAACGACAUUAUCGAAGCCACGACGACGUUCUACGACAUUGACCCUGUCUCGAAGGAGCUGACCGUGAAUAGGAAAGUGCGUUUGGGAGCCGCGGCGGACAAUCUUUCUGAAAUCCCUGGAUCGGGGGAUAUCGCAGUCUGUGUUUUCCCCGAUAUAGCGAAGCUCACUGGGCGGUUGGGGGGCGACAAUAUCCUCAACAGCGAAGUCAAGGCAGAAGCCGCAGUUCUACGACUCGUCAAGAAGAACGGCUACAAGCCCGAAGUUCUGUACUGGGAUGAUGGAUCGCUCAUCACAGUUCUCACCGGUGCCGCUGUGGACCCGGUCAACCAUCGUCUCAUUGCGGGCGGCGUCAUCGAGCGGCACUUCAUCGUUUGCGACAUCAGCGGUGCUAAGCUGUGA